CUCACAGUAGAAGUAUACAAGAGAAAUGCUGGAGAAGUUCAAUCUGCUGGAGUGUAAUCAUGUCAAGACUCCAAUUGCCACUGGUGUGAAGUUGACAAAGGAAGGAGAUGGAGUUGCUGCAAAUCCUUCAGAGUACAAGCAAUUGAUUGGGAGUCUACUUUAUGCCACUGCAACUCGACCUGACAUUAUGUUUUCAGUGUGCCUACUGAGUCGAUUCAUGGAGCAACCAACCAGGCAGCACAUGUUAGCUGCUAAAAGAAUACUCAGAUAUCUGAAAGGAACACAGGGAUAUGGAAUAUGGUACCAGAGGGGCCAGGAUGAAGGCUGUCUAGUAGGGUACACUGACAGUGAUUAUGCAGGAGAUCUGAAUGAUCGAAAGAGCACCAGUGGAUAUGCUUUCUUCUUGGCUGGAGGGGUAGUUUCAUGGGCUUCCAAGAAGAAACCAGUGGUCACUCUUUCAACCACAGAAGAAGAAUUUGUGGCUGCCUCUUAUGCAGCUGCUCAAUGUGUUUGGUUGAGAAGAAUCAUGAAGCAGAUGGGUUGGGAAUCUAGUGUUAAGGAGGCUACAAGAGUAUACUGUGACAACAGCUCCACCAUCAAGCUAGCCAGGAAUCCCAUCCUUCAUGGCAGGAGCAAGCAUAUAGACGUGUGCUUUCAUUUUCUGCGAGACCUGGUCAAGGAUGAGGUGAUUGGAUUGAUGCACUGUGGUUCUGAGGAGCAAGCAGCUGAUAUACUAACUAAGGCCCUCAAGUUGGAGACCUUCGAGUUCCUAACAGCCAAGUUGGGAGUACUUGAAUUUUCAGCUAGAGAAGGUACCAAGAAGAGCAAGGAUGAAGUGAACUGAAGCUUGAAGACAAGCUUCAGUUCAGGGGAGGAUAUGUGAGCUGAAGUCAGGGCUGCAGGCUGACUGGAAUCCAAAUCCGAGAAGAAGAAGGAUUAGAGUUGCAGCGGGAAAGGUUGUUAGUUUGAAUAAAGAAACCAAAACUGUGUCGUUUGGCUUAAGAGUCUGUCUGUUUCGUUUUAUGGUCUUUUUCAGUUUGGUCCUUGGUGUCUUGUUAGAGUCUUUUGAAGUCCUGCACAGGAUUUGAGUUUGUUGCAGGUUGUUAGGUUAAACAGCUGAUUAGUAGGGCUGUUAAGGGAUUCAUGGGGCACAAAUCAAGGGGUUGGGAGUUAGUAGUGUGGCCGUUGUCAAAGGCUGAGUCUCUGUAUUUAAACUUCUUUGCUUCUGAUUAAUAAAACUUGUCAGUUUGC
Messenger RNA from Linum trigynum, 1251 nucleotides. The record is from the annotation of a GenBank genome assembly. Lineage: Eukaryota; Viridiplantae; Streptophyta; Magnoliopsida; Malpighiales; Linaceae.